Molecule: messenger RNA, 2181 nt
Organism: Psylliodes chrysocephalus
Lineage: Eukaryota; Metazoa; Arthropoda; Insecta; Coleoptera; Chrysomelidae
Source: the annotation of a GenBank genome assembly
CACUCAAAUUUAUAAAUAUAAUUAAAAAAAAUCCCAAUCACUUGCAGACGUCUAUAUGAUUAAUAGUAUUAAAUUUACCACGGGUCAAAGACAAAUAACAUACGUCAAAUUAUGAGGUUAUCUUCAGAAUUCGUAUAUUUUUCUCGAGAGAAUAAAUUAAUGUUAUUUAUUAUUACUACAAAUUUGAGUAAGAUUCAUAUUCAUAUACGUUUACCUUCUGAAUAUCAAUUCUUCUAGUAGGUAUAAAGAAAUAGAAAUUAGAAUGUAAGAAAUCAGUAGAGUACGCUUGUUGUGCAGCAGAAGCCAAUUUUCAAAAUGAUUUAAAAACAUAUUUCAGUUGAUACGUGACCGUGAAAAGAAAUAGAUAAUGAAAGAAGUUAUCGAAGGUCCCAAGUUUAAAUCGCGAUUAUAUCAGUACACAGCUGCUUUUGGUGUUAACUUGGGAAUAUUAUCAGUUGGCUUACACUAUGGUUGGCCUUCAGCAGCGUUGCCGAUUUUACUCAGCGGUAACUACGCCUUCAAACUCACUCCUGACGAAGCAUCCUGGUUAGUAGCAAUGAUCCCGAUGACAUCUUUAAUAGGUGACAUUUUAGCCGCCUCAACUAUAAACAAAAUUGGUAGGAAGAAACUGAUACUAUUCUGUGCUCUACCAUUAACAAUAUCUUGGAUUCUGAUAGCAGUUGCUGAUUCACAAAUCAAUCUAUUCGUUAGUAGGGUUAUUGCUGGUAUAACCGAUGGGGUGUUAUUCACAGUAGUACCACCUUAUUUAGCUGAAAUUGCCGAUGCUGAUAUUAGAGGUUUUAUAGCAGGAACCUUCAUGAUGACGCUUAGCCUUGGAUUAUUAUUAGUAAAUGUUAUGCUGUACUUUUUGAGUAUAUCAACAACUGCGUAUAUUUCAUCUAUUUUUACUAUAUUUAUGUUAAUAAUACUGCCAAAUCUACCAGACAGUCCUUACUAUUUUAUGCUUAGCCAAAAAGACGAUGAAGCUAGAAAAAGUUUAAGAAAAUUACGAGGAAAAUGGGACGUAUCGGAAGAAAUGAAAAGGAUAGGAAAAGGUAUAGAAGAAGAUGGCGAAGAAGGAAAAAUCAAAGAUUUAAUUCGAAACAAAACUUAUAGAAAAUGUUUAUUAUUAUCACUUUUGUUGACUUUAACGCAGCAUCUUAGUGGAAUUCUACCGAUACAAUCUUAUGCUGAAACUUUGUUUAUAGAAACUAAAGAGUUUUUAAAUCCCGGUACAGCGAAUAUUAUUUACUAUUUGAUUUUCUUUCUAGCUUCUAUUGCUAGCUUGGUUUUGGCGGAUCGUGCUGGAAGGAGACCCCUAGUAUUAUUUGCAGCUGGUACAGCAGCUGCGAGCCAGUUAGCAAACGGUGUAUUUUUAUACAUAAAGACUUCUACUGAUAUAGAUACUAGCAAAAUAGAUUUUUUGCAACUACUAUUUAUUUCUACGUAUACAAUAGCUUAUUGUAGUGGUUUACAUUUAACACCAGUAGUGAUAACUACGGAGAUUUUUCCUUCUAAUAUGAAAGGAAUAGCAUUGUGCGUGAUUAAUAUAGUUUUCAGCUUCGCCAGUACGAUUUGUAUCAAAUUGUUCGCUUGGUUUACUACACAUUUCGGCGUUUAUGUACCGUUCUUUUUGUUUUCCGCUUGUGCUUUUGUUGGAUUCGGUUUAGUGUUCCGAUUUUUACCAGAAACGAAGUUAAAGACUAUGGAAGAGAUUCAAACGGAGUUGAGAGGGAAGAAAAACGUUCCAGAGAAGAUAACAUUUUUGGAGGACAAUAAGUUGUAAAGUAAAUAAAUAAUUUUAAAUUUAAAUAGUUAUUUUUCUUCUUUAAUUUUUACAAAUUAGUAGUUAAAAAUUGCUCGAAAAUGUAUCGGGGAUAUUAAAGGGUGAACAUUAUAAUUAAAAAACCUUACGGGGACCAUAUUUAUUAAAUACGUUAUAUGUUAUGGUCUAAACCACACUGAAGCCUUUUUUGACUAGGUAUGAAGGUUGAAAAGCGAUAAGGUAGGUAUUUGUCAGCAAUGUUCCACAAUACAGGAUACUGCAAACUAACUUUGUAAAAUACCAAAGAUAUUAUUUAAGCAAUAAAUAUCUGUUUUACAAUUAGAUAUUUUUCUUGUAAAAACUCCAAAACAGAUUCAAACUCCAAUAAAAAAAAAACAAUAAAAACAAUAAUAAAC